Messenger RNA from Staurois parvus, 1503 nucleotides. The record is from the annotation of a GenBank genome assembly. Lineage: Eukaryota; Metazoa; Chordata; Amphibia; Anura; Ranidae.
AUGCUGCUGGACGCCGGCCCUCAGUUCCCGGCCCUGGGUGUGGGCACCUUUGCCCGGCAUCACCAUCAUCACCACCACCAUCACGCCGCGGUUGCGGCAGCUGCGGCGGCAGCAGCGGAGAUGCAGGAGAGGGAGCUGAGCCUGGCGCAGAAUAGCUUCGUGGAACCGGCGCACAUGGGGGCUUUCAAGCUGAACCCUGCGGGGGGCUCUGGAGGGGGCAGCGGUGGAGGCAGUGGAGGUGGAGCCGGCUCGGCCGGGGUGGCAGGGAGCAGUGGACCUCAUGACUUGUCCCCGCCGGGGCAGAGCUCAGCCUUCACUUCCCAGGCGGGGUAUCCUGCAUCUGCCCUGGCUCCGCAUGCCGCGUACACGGGCGCCGCGUUCAACAGCCCCCGAGACUUCUUAUUCCGCGGACGAGGCUUUGCAGAGGGGGGUGCCGCUGCAGGAGGGGGCCAACAUGGCUUAUUUGGGCCCCCAGCAAGCAGCCUACACCAUCACCCCCACCAUCAUCAACUACCACAUGGGGAGCACCCGCAGAGCCACCUGCUGUUCCCCGGGAUCCAUGAGCAGCAUGCUGCAGCGUCCCAGAACGCUCUCGGCGGACAAAUGAGACUGGGUCUGCCCGGAGAGGUGUUCGGCAGGACAGACCAGUACCGCCAGGUGUCCAGCCCCAGAGGGGACCCCUACACUGCUGCACAACUGCACAACCAGUAUGGCCCAAUGAACAUGGGCAUGAACAUGGCUGCACACCACCAUCAUCAUCACCACCACCACCCGGGGGCCUUCUUCAGGUACAUGAGACAGCAAUGCAUCAAGCAGGAGCUCAUCUGCAAGUGGAUCGACCCCGAACAACUCAGCAACCCCAAGAAAAGCUGUAAUAAGACUUUUAGUACCAUGCACGAGCUGGUCACCCAUGUGUCUGUGGAACAUGUCGGGGGCCCCGAGCAGAGCAACCACAUCUGCUUCUGGGAGGAGUGUUCCAGGGAGGGAAAACCAUUCAAAGCCAAAUACAAACUGGUCAACCACAUCAGAGUUCACACUGGGGAGAAGCCUUUCCCAUGCCCCUUCCCUGGAUGUGGCAAGGUCUUUGCCCGAUCAGAGAACCUUAAAAUCCACAAAAGGACUCAUACAGGGGAGAAGCCUUUCCAGUGUGAAUUUGAAGGCUGUGACAGGAGAUUCGCAAACAGCAGUGACAGAAAGAAGCACAUGCACGUCCACACUUCGGACAAGCCCUACCUGUGUAAGAUGUGCGACAAAUCGUACACUCACCCCAGCUCUCUGCGGAAACACAUGAAGGUGCACGAGUCUUCCCCUCAAGGUUCAGAGUCAUCUCCAGCUGCCAGCUCCGGCUAUGAGUCUUCAACCCCUCCAGGCCUGGUGUCACCGAACACGGAGACACAAAGUACCAACCUAUCCCCCGCGGGGGCCGCAGUCUCUGCAGUGCACAGUGUAGCUAGCGGCGCCGCGGGGCCCCUGUCGUCAAACUUCAAUGAAUGGUAUGUGUAG